AUGGCUGGAAAGAAAGCUGCAGCGCCUAAAGGCAAAGCUGCCGAAGAGAAGAAGAAGAAGAUCGUAGAGGACAAGACUUUCGGAAUGAAAAACAAGAACAAAUCGAAAAAAGUGCAACGCUACGUCGAACAGGUCCAGAAGCAAGCGGAACAAAUGGUUGGCGGCUCGCGAAAGGGCUCGCAUCAGACCGAGCCUGCGCAGCGGCAGUCCCGGAAGGCAGCAGAGGCAGCCCGAGCGGCAGAACUGGCUCAGUACUUUCGGCCAGUUCCCGCGGGUCCAAAGGCGCAGCGUCAGAACGACAAGGUAGAUCUCUACACGGAUCUCCGGGAGCAGAAAGCAGCAACCUCGAACAGUCAACCAGCUCCGUCAGGAACAGAGAUGGCCAGUUGGGAUAUGAAACAGCUGGAGGAGGUCAUUCAACAGCGGCACGGAUCACAGAAUCAACGGAACGCUACGCAAAUCGUCUGUCGAUAUUUUCUAGAUGCGCUUGAGGCUGGUCGAUACGGUUGGUUCUGGACGUGUCCAAAUGGUGGCGACAAGUGCCCAUAUCGCCAUGCACUGCCUCCUGGUUUCGUUCUGAAGCUGAAAAAGGCGAAUGACGAGGGUGUGAAUGAUCAGACCGCGGCUUCUGAGGCUGCUGCCCUCGAGGACGAGAUUGAGCGAGAGCGCGCACUCAUCUCAACCUAUACGCCGGUCACUUUGGAACGAUUUCUCGAGUGGAAAGAGCGGAAGCGAAAGGAAAGAGAGGAGCGCGAGCAACGCAAACGGGAUCAGGCGCUGAAACGCAUGGGCACACAGGGCAAUUCGAGUUACGUCAGGCACAAAGUGGCACUGGCGUAUGGCCUUUCAGGCCGCGAUCUUUUCGAAUACCGGCCAGAGCUCUUCGUCGAUGAUGCAAAUGCGGAUGAGACCAAAUACGAAGAACGCAACUAUGAAUCUAGCUCGGAUUCUCUCUCCAAUGCGAGCGACGACGAGGCGCUUCAGGAGACAACCGAGCGGCAAAGAGCAGAGCAUACGGAUCCCGCUUCCGAGCAUCCCCAUGAUGCGCUCGCUCAACGCAUGCAACAGACGCUGACGGUGUCGGAAUCGCCACCGCGGGACGUUGUGGGAGACGCUUCGCUGUUUGGCGGAUAG
Molecule: messenger RNA, 1134 nt
Organism: Cyanidioschyzon merolae strain 10D
Lineage: Eukaryota; Rhodophyta; Bangiophyceae; Cyanidiales; Cyanidiaceae
Exons: 1
Coding region: 1-1134 (377 amino acids)
Biological process (GO): cytoplasmic translation
Cellular component (GO): cytosol
Molecular function (GO): metal ion binding; mRNA binding
Source: RefSeq, a predicted model, not a curated record